GCCCGGACCAGCGCGCGUCCGCCCUGCGGCCGCGCCGAGGCUGAGGAACCCGGCCUGCACGGACGCAACGCUCUCGCCCACCCCACGAGCCCCAGCGUCCAGCACUUACCAGCGGCCUUCAGUCGCUGUGCCUUCAGGGCCGCUGUUUUCUGCCUGAGGACUCUGCCCGCUGCUGUGAAGAUGGGAAAUUCCUACUCCGGGCAGCUGAGGACGCCGCGCUUCGCGGAGGUCCUGCACAGCUCCAUCGAGGCGUCGCUGCGCUCCAGCAGCCUGGCGCCCCGGCCCGUCUUCUCCCGGCUCUACCUGGAGGCCGAGCGGCAGCUUCCCUCCCUGGAAGCUGGUGGCCGAGGGGACAAUGAGGAUGAGGAAGAGGAAGGUGACGGGGGAUUGGAAUCAAACAGCCCCCCAAAUCCCUACCAGACGCACCCCCCGCCUGACGGAUGCUGUACCACUGACGGGUUCUGCCAGGCGGGCCGGGACCUGCGCCUGACCACCCUCGCCAGCGAGCCCCUCGACGUCCCCACCGGCUUCCUGCUCGUGGGGGCCAAGGCCCCCGGGCUGCCGGACCACCUCCUGGUGUGCGCCGUCGAUGGGAGGUUCUUGCCCAACGACCAAGGCCACAGCGCCCUUCUCGGUUUCUCUGGGAAUUGUGUGGGCUGUGGAAAGAAAGGCUUCUGCUACUUCACAGAAUUUUCCAAUCACAUCAAUCUCAAAUUGACCACCCAGCCCAAGAAGCAGAAGCACUUGAAGUAUCACCUGGUCCGUGAUGCACGAGGAGCUCUAACCAAAGGCCCUUUGAUUUGUUGGAGAGGCUCAGAGUUCAGAAGCCGGCAGACCCCCACCAGCCCGUGCUCCAGCUCCCCCUUCCAGCCACUGGAGAGCUCCGGGCCUCCGGCUCCCGUCACCACCGAACCCAUUCCUGGAGCAAACGCAAGCGUCCCGAUGGGGGUGCAGCAGGCAGGGCCAGCCCCCGAGCACCCCGCACUGGCCGCCACCAGCCCAGCUGCUUUCAACGGCAAGGAUUCCCCGAAGCGCCCGCAGCUGGUGAACAGGGACCUGCUGGCCCUCCCGAGGCCCCCGGCCCCCGGGAUCGUGUCAAACUCUGGACCACCCAAGAAACGCCACAAAGGCUGGUCUCCAGGAUCUCCAUCCGCCGCAGAAGGUGGUGGGAACGGCGCGAAAUGUGAGAGUGUGGACUUGUCGUCGUGCGCGCCCCAGCCCGGCUUGGGAGGACCCGCUUCAGUCACGUUUCCUGCUGUGGCUUCUGGAGAACCAGUGUCCGUUCCCGACAACUUGCUGAAAAUAUGCAAAGCCAAGCCUGUGAUAUUCAAAGGCCACGGGAACUUCCCUUACCUCUGCGGGAACCUGAGUGACGUGGUGCUCAGCCCUCUCCUGUACACCUGUUACCAGAAUUCCCAGUCUGUCUUGCGGGCGUACGGGCAGUGUGGCACGUCCACGGUGCAGCCCAUCUCGGAGGAGAUGCAGCUCUUACUCACGGUGUACUACCUCGUCCGGCUGGCGGCGGACCAGGUGCCCCUGAUGGAGGACCUGGAGCGGAUCUUCACGCGCUCGUGGCGCGAGGCGCACCUGGCCGAGACCCGGCGGUACCAGGCGGUGCCGCAGCCCUUCCCCGCCGGCCUCGCGGUGCCCGUGACCCCUGCGCAGCUCCCCUGGCUGGCCGGCCUGGCCGCCAGCUCCUGCGACAACAGCGUGCACGUCCUCGAGUGCUCCUUCUCCCUGGCCGAGGGCCUCUCCGAGACAUUCAGGCUGCUCGUGGAGGGCAAGCUGGCGAAGACCAACUACGUGGUGAUCAUCUGCGCCUGCAAGGGCGCGGCCAUCGACUCCUGCAUUGUGGUGACCGGAAAAUACCAAGCCCGGAUUCUCUCUGAGAGCCUCCUCACGCCAGCAGAGUACCAGAACGAGGUCAAUUAUGAGCUGGUCUCCGGGAGAGUGGACUCACUGGGGGCCUUUUUUAGCACCCUCUGUCCAGAGGACGACAUGGACAUUCUGCUGGACAGAUUUUACCAGGAGAGUCAAGGCCAUGUUUCUUCCUCGCCUGCUACCUCCUGUGUCUCCAACGCCGUGUCCGUGGACAUCGGUGGCGCCCCAGCCUGCACAGGUCCCUGUGUGCAGCUGCAGCCCCUCCGGCCCUUCCAGGUGGCCGUGGCCGAGAAGCUCCUCUCCCACGUGUGCUCAAUUGCGGAUUCCAGCACCCAGAACCUGGACCUGGGGUCCUUCGAGAAGGUCGACUUCUUGAUCUGCGUCCCGCCCUCGGAAGUGGCCUUCCAGCAGACCUUGUCGCAUGUCCAGCACUCAGGGGUUUUACUGGAGCUUGGCUUGGAAAAGGAGCACAUGACCAAGCAGCGAGCAGAACAGUAUGUUUUGAAGCUAGAUGCGGAGGCUCAGACAAAGUUUAAGACCUUCCUGCAAAGCUCCUGUCAGAACCCGCACACUCUGUUUGUGCUGAUCCACGACCACGCCCACUGGGACCUCGUCAGCAGCGCCGCUCACAGCCUCUGUCCUCAAAGCGAUGUGCCUGUGGGGCUGGUGGACAGACUGCUCAACUGCAGGGAGGUGAAAGAGGCCCCCAACAUCCUAACACUGCACGUGACGUCCUUCCCGUAUGCGCUGCAAACGCAGCGCACCCUCGUGAGCCCGUACAACGAGGUCCACUGGCCCGUAUCCUGCAGCAGUGAGGUGGACUUGUGUCGCAGUAAUCAGAAGUACUUUGGGCUGUCGGAGUUUGUUGACUCCACCCUGUCAGGACACAGCCUCCCCUUGCUCAGAUACGACAGCUCCUUUGAGGCCAUGGUCACCGCGUUAGGAAAGAGGUUCCCUCGCCUGCACAGCGCCGUGAUCAGGACCUUCGUGCUCGUGCAGCACUACGCGGCCGCCCUGAUGGCUGCCAGCGGCCUGGCGCAGAUGAAGCAGCACACGUCCGUGGAGACGCUGGAGAUCGCGCAGCACCUCCUGGACGCGCCCGGGCGCUGCGCCUGCGGCCACGGGGUCAUGGUCCUGCUGCGCGUGCCCUGCGCGCCCCUGGCGGCCGCGGCCCACGAGCGGCUCUCCCGCGUGCGGGAGCGGCUGGCGCUGGAGCAGCGCUUCGAGAUCAUCCUGGCCGACCCCGGCUCCGGCCUCUCGGUCGGGAAGCACUUCGUGAAGCAGCUCAAGAUGUGGCAGAAAAUUGACGAUGCAGAGUGGAGACCUCAGACCUUCCUGGAGUUGGAGGGCCUUCCCUGCAUCCUGAUACUCAGUGGGAUGGACCCCCACGGCGAAUCCUUGCCCAGGUCCCUGAGGUACUGCGAUCUGCGCGUGAUGAACUCCUCCUGCUUGGCCAGAGCGGCCGUGGAGCAGGAGCUGGGCCUGGCUGCCCUCUUCGUGAGUGACGAGGGUCCCCCGGAGAAGGGGGCUGUGAGCGAGGCCCCGGAGAGUGAUGCAGACAAGCUGAGCAGCACGGACAACGAGGACGAGGAGCUGGGGACAGAGGGCUUGGCGGUCGGUGGCGAGUCCUCAGCUCUGCUGGAGGGUCCCCCACCUGGGCACUGGAGACGCCCAGUGGGACAGGACCCCCAGCCUGACCUCGGCCUCAGGGCACCCAGGCCGGUGCCCUGUUCGUCCUCGCAGCUGGCCUCUGCGGUGCCCACGGCCAGCAUGCCUGUCCUGCAGGCCCCGCAGUGUGCCCUGGCCACAGCGUGCCGGCGGCCACCACUCAUCUUCCUGCCCAAGCUGGUGUAUGACCUGGUCACCUCCAUGGACGGCAGCGGCCUGCCCAAGGCUGCCUCGCUCCUGCCCGCCCCCUCAGUCACGUGGACCAGCUCCUUCCGGCCCCUGCUCAGCAAGACCAUGACAGCCACCGAGCAGUCCCUCUACUACCGGCAGUGGACGGUGCCGCGGCCUAGCCACAUGGACUACGGCCACCACGCCGCCCCCCGCGGGGGCAGCUUCCACCCCCGGCGGCUGCUGCUCAGCGGACCCCCCCAGGUCGGGAAGACGGGCGCCUGCCUGCAGUUCCUCAGCAUUUUGUCCAGAAUGCUCGUCCGACUGACCGAGGUGGACGUCUACGAUGAGGGAGAGAUCCACACCCACCUCCGAGAGGAAGCAGGUCGGCAGUACAUGCAGCUCAGUGACCCCUGGCCAGACCUGGAGCUGCUCAGGAAGAUGCCUUUCGACUGUGUUAUCCACGACCCAAAGUACGAGGAUGCCAGUGUGAUUUGUUCACACCACCAGCACAUAAAGAGUGAAGACCGAGGGACAGCCCGAAAGGCCGAGGAGCUGUACGUGCGGCGCCAGACGGCGCGGGUGAGGCUCUCCAAGUACGCAGCGCACAACACGUACCACCACUGCGGGCAGUGCCACCAGUACAUGGGCUUCCACCCCCGCUGCCAGCUCUAUGAGUCCACGCUCCACGCCUUUGUCUUCUCCUUCUCCACGCUGGGAGAGGAAGUCCAGCUGCACUUCAUCAUCCCCAAGUCCAAGGAGCACCACUUUGUCUUCAGCCAGCCCGGGGGCCAGCUGGAGAGCAUGCGGCUGCCCCUCGUCUCGGACAAGAGCCACGGAUACAUAAAAAGUCCAACGUUCACACCGACCACAGGUCGCCACGAGCACGGGCUCUUCAACCUGUACCACGCGAUGGACGGCGCCGGCCAUCUGCACGUGCUCGUGGUCAAGGAGUACGAGAUGGCCGUGUACAAGAAGCACUGGCCCAACCACGUCGUGCUGGUGCUACCCGAGGCCUUCAACAGCGCUGGCGUUGGGGCUGCCCACUUCCUGAUCAAGGAGCUGUCCCACCGCAACCUGGAGCUGGAGCGCAGCCGGCAGGAGGAGCUGGGCGUCCAGCCCCAGGACAUCUGGCCUUUCAUCGUGAUUUCUGACGACUCCUGCGUCAUGUGGAACGUGGUGGACGUCGACUGUGCUGGGGAGAGAAGCAGGGAGCUCUCCUGGUCCGAGAGGAACGUAUCCUUGAAGCACAUCAUGCAGCACAUCGAGGCGUCCCCCAAUGUCACCCAGUACGCCCUCAUUGGGAUGCGGAAGUGGUCGAGCAAGACCAGGGCCGCGGAGGUGCGGGAGCCUUUCUCCCGCUGCCACGUCCAUGACUUCGUCAUCCUGAAUGUGGACCUGACACAGAACGUGCAGUACAGCCGGAACCGGUUCACCUGUGAUGACGUGGACUUCAACCUGCGGGCGCACAGCGCGGGCCUCCUGCUCUGCCGCUUCAACCGCUUCAGUGUGAUGAAGAAGCAGGUGGCGGUGGGCGGGCUGCGCGCCUUCCCCAUCACGGCCACGGCGCCCGACCACCCCGCGGCCGUCGUGCCGGCCCAGUACGUCUGCGCCCCGGACAGCAGGCACACGUUUCUCGCGGCCCCCGCGCAGCUCCUGCUCGAGAAGUUCCUCCAGCACCACAGCCACCGCUUCUUCCCGCUCUCGCGCAGGAGUCUCCACCACCCCGUGCUGUCCGUGGACUGCUACCUCAGCCUGGGGCCCCAGAUUUCAAUUUGUUACGUGAGCUCCCGGCCUCACUCCUCAGACAUCAGCUGCCCCGACUUGAAGUUCAGUGGACUCCUUUUGUACCUCUGUGACGCGUUGGUCGGGGCUAGCUUUCUGAAAAAGUUUCAUUUUCUGAAAGGUGCGACCCUGUGCAUCAUCUGUCAGGACCGGAACUCACUGCGCCAGACGGUUGUGCGCCUGGAGCUGGAAGACGAGUGGCAGUUCCGACUGCGUGAUGAAUUCCAGACCGCCAAUGCAAAGGAGGACAGGCCUCUCUUUUUUCUGACUGGACGACACAUCUGAGGGGGCACCAGCAGCCUCUCUGGGAGAAAGAGCGUGCAGCCCCCCCGUGCUGCCGAGGCUGGAGGAGGUCACGGAACCCUGGUGCCUGAGCCAGAACGGGCGCCAGACACUGUGACGUCCACCCCUUGUGGUGCUUGUCAGGGAACCAGGGCUGAGAAAUGGAAGGGGACUGAUGGCGCGUGGACGGCCAGCAGAACGCAAACCCACGGCUCCUGAGCUCCGUGCUGGAGCUCUGUCCACUGUAACAUAUGGCCUUGGGCUGUUUUGAAGUUUGUUUUAUGAAGAACGGAUUUUUGACCAUUAGCUGUCACUCAUGUGCUUCCGUGGACAAACCUGAAUUUUCUCUUAGCCCUGAAGAAUUUCUGUUGCGGAGGUUCCAGUGUCUCAGUGGAUAUGAUUUCAGCUAUGCAGGUUUUCCUGUAACUGACUACAAAGCAAUAUUCUACAAGAACAUUUUAAGUGUUAAAGACUGGGACAAGAAAAAACUAAGAAUUAGGUCUUUAAUAAGAAUUGCUUAACUGCCUACAAGUUUUCUUUUUUAGAAGCUAGCCCAAAGGCAUCAAAUUUAAUAAAGAAAAACAAAUGGUUUUACUUCAGAGCAAAGAAGAUACUAUUAAAAUGGUGUAGGGUAAAAGCAAACGUGAACGGAAGCUUCCAUUAGGGCGACAGCAGUUUCAGGAUGGAAAUGAGUGUUAACAGAGGUUGAUCUUCUUAAGAAAUAGAAUUUGCCUCACAAAGGAAAGAGGAGAAAAUUGCUUGCAUGAAACAAUAAAAAACAAUCAAAAUUUUAUAUAAAAUAAUUGAUCAGCACUAGGCUCAUGACUGUAAUUCAUUGAAGCUGAGUUUCCUGUUCCUUAAACGGCUUGUUUUCUCUAGUUUGUGUUGGUUCCCUUAGGGAGAGUCUCUCUUGACCCUGGAGGAAGAGGGAGGAACGCAGGGUCGUCCAUCACCCGCACCCCCUCGGGCGCCUGCCGCCCUGCCUUUCAGCCGCCAUUCACAGAUCCCACUGUUGGCCACGCUCUUACGUGUGUUACCUUAUUUAAUCCUUCCAGUGGCGUGUGUGUUUGGAAUUACUCUUCCCAUUGCAGGAUGAAAAGACUGAGGUGCAGAGAGUGCGAUUCACCCAGACCACAAGCAGAGGGAGCUGGGAGCCCGGCUCAGCGGCCCCCGGUCCCGCCACCAGAGAAGGGAGAGACGCGGUGCUCUCGGCUUCCGCUUCCGCGUGCACGGAUGAGUCGCCAGGAUGCACGCGCUUCAGCCGUUCAGACGUUUACGGCACUCUAAUGGAUAACUAUCCCAUUUUAAAAGAUGAUGCCAAAGAGUUAAUUUCAAUCUUUUUCCCCUAAGAAAAAAGUCCAUGAGUGUAAAAGAUUUAGGUCAACGUUUAUAAAAUGAUCACUUUGUAAAAGAAAAAACUUCCUUUAGUUACAUUUGUCUUUUGUAAAUAGCAACUUCUGUGCAGUUCUCCCCAUUUAAUUUGUUAAUUUAAACU
Molecule: messenger RNA, 7279 nt
Organism: Choloepus didactylus (southern two-toed sloth)
Lineage: Eukaryota; Metazoa; Chordata; Mammalia; Pilosa; Megalonychidae
Gene: GREB1
Product: growth regulating estrogen receptor binding 1
Exons: 33
Coding region: 181-5787 (1868 amino acids)
Biological process (GO): multicellular organism development
Source: RefSeq, a predicted model, not a curated record